AUGAACGUUACGUCUAUGCUCAGUGGAAGACAGAAUGGAGGUUCAAAUGGCUCUGCGAUGGGUACUGAUUCGAGCAAACACAAAUCCUCAUCAAUUGUGCUGUCUCUUACAGUUCCGUCUAUAGACGUGGCGAAUACGCAGAGAGCCCAGAUCGAUCCUCAUUAUAAACACCACUUUGAAACGAAGAUAUCAGCCAUCACCGCUUUGGAUAACUAUCAAAUGGAUGACCAUCGCUUACGUAUAAUGAAAUUUGAUGAAGUGAAACUACUGAACAUCAUUUUGAGGCAAGCUGACAUUACCAAUAACUAUGUUGAGCGAGUGGUUGCAGAGGACAUCAGUCUGCGUAACAACAAAAUUUCUGACACGAACAAGAAUAAGGAAUUGCAUUAUCUUGAUGCUACCAGACCUCUUCAUCAUAAUACCAUUAGAGGCAAAGAGUAUAGAUGGGGUACCACAAGAGAACUAAACCGAGUGGAACUGAAAUCUCGCAAGAGACGACCUAAUAUAGCCGCUCUGGCAACUUGUACCGGUGGUACGGGAGCAGCAGCAGCUGCUGCUGCUGCAGUAGCUGCUGGUUUCGCCACACUGCCUACCAGACAAAACAAGAGAAAUCGUACACGUGAGGUAUCGUCUUUUCAGGUCAGUCCCAAUUCCAGAGAAAAGCGACGGAAAAUGCUGCCCGAAUACGGAAUCGAAGAUACAGAAGAAUUGGAAAAUGAUGAAAUCGAUGUUGAUGAUGCGACGAAAGAGCAAAAAAAGGUCACAAAACACUACGACUCUGUGUACAUCAGCAUAUGGAAGGAUAUGCUGCGAAAGUAUGCUCCUAAGGUACUGAGACUAAUGUCACAAUCAACGCAAGCUCGUAUGAUAAACUUAAAGAAAACUGCGAUUUUAGCCGCCAGAGAAGCUAAAAGAUGGCAAUUACGAAAUAACAAGAAUCAGAAAGAUUUGACUACUAAGGCCCGUAGGGCCAUGCGUGAAAUGUUUAACUUUUGGAAACGAAAUGAGCGAGUUGAGCGAGAUCUCAAAAAGAAGCACGAGAAAGACUUGUUAGACAAAGCCAAGAGAGAAGAAGAGGAACGGGAAGCCAAAAGACAGCUGAGAAAGCUCAAUUUCCUUAUAACGCAAACGGAGUUGUAUUCGCAUUUCAUUGGCAAAAAGAUCAAGACCGCCGAACUUGAAGGAGCUGAUGCAGAUCCAUCAAUAAUACAAUCUUCGAAUGACAGUGUGGCAGACCUCGACGCUCUUAAGGGGUCAAAACGUACCGACGUUUCACAAUUGAAUUUUGAGACCGCUGAUGACGAAGACCUCCGCAAUUUAGCAAUGGCAAAUGCCGCACAAGCUUUCGAACUGAAUCAAAAUCGGGCGAAAGAAUUCGAAGAUGGCUUUACCAAUCCCGAUACUAAUGGAGAGGAAAUGAAUUUCCAGAACCCUCAAUUGAUGGGCGAUUUAUCAAUUAAGCAACCCGAAAUGCUCAAGUGCACACUCAAAGAAUAUCAGAUUAAGGGUCUCAACUGGUUGGCCAAUUUAUAUGAACAAGGUAUAAAUGGUAUUCUUGCUGAUGAAAUGGGCUUAGGUAAGACGGUACAACUGAUCUCCGUUCUUGCUUAUCUUGCUGAGACACAUAAUAUUUGGGGCCCGUUUCUUGUUGUGACACCAGCAUCAACAUUACAUAACUGGCAACAGGAAAUUACGAAAUUUGUUCCUCAGUUCAAAGUAUUGCCUUAUUGGGGUUCAGCGAAAGAUCGCAAAGUCUUGCGGAAAUUUUGGGAUCGCAAACUGUUACGAUACGAUAAAUCUGCUCCUUUUCACGUUUUGGUGACAUCCUAUCAGUUGGUGGUAGCUGAUGCAGCAUACUUUCAAAAGAUGAAGUGGCAAUAUAUGAUACUUGAUGAAGCUCAGGCCAUCAAAUCGUCUCAGCUGUCCCGAUGGAAGACUUUGUUACUGUUUCAGUGUCGCAACAGGCUUUUGUUGACAGGAACCCCAAUCCAAAAUUCAAUGCAAGAGUUAUGGGCACUCUUGCACUUCAUUAUGCCGCUGAUUUUUGAUUCACACGACGAGUUUAGUGAUUGGUUCUCUAAGGACAUUGAAAGCCAUGCUCAAAGCAAUACUACGUUGGAUGAGCAACAGUUACGGCGACUUCACGUUAUUUUAAAGCCGUUCAUGUUGCGUCGUAUCAAAAAGAAUGUUCAACUGGAGCUUGGUGACAAAAAGGAAAUUGAUGUUUAUUGUGAUUUGACGAAUCGACAAAAAAAGUAUUAUCAGAUGUUGCGUUCUCAAAUUUCGGUAAUGGACUUAUUGGAUUCGCUGAGCUCACAGCUGGGUGAUGAUCUGAACCUGUUGAUCAACUUAGUCAUGCAGUUUCGAAAGGUUUGCAAUCAUCCUGACUUAUUCGAGAGAGCUGAUGUUGAUCUGCCGUUUCUGAUGAUAAGCUUCGCAGAGACGGGUUCCUUCCUUCGAGAAACUGAACUUGAAUUGUCUUAUUCUACUGAAAACGCAAUCAAUUAUAAUGUUCCUCGCUUAAUUUAUGAUGAGUUGUUGACUCCUGGAUGGAACAGUCAAACCGUGGACAAAAGUCUUAUCAUCAACAAGAAAUUUAACGUCUGGCUGCCUGAGAAUCGACCAGCUUUACUGUACCUCAACUUGGUCGAUAGUUCGAAUGAAGAACUUCGCAAAGCUUUCGAUACGUCGAUUUUACUCCAAGCAAUCGAAAGGAAACAGUAUACCGACAUCAAUUGGACAAAGGGAUUACGAUUCAAGUACCUUUACGAUGAUGACUUCUUCCCACAACUGCAACUACUUUUGAUAGUCAAUGCUAACUCCAAAAGAAGUGUUAUUGCGAACCUGACUGGUCCGUUGAGUGAGCUCUAUUCCGUGCAUCAAUGCGUUUAUGAUGAACACUACCUAAAUGUCAUGAGGCCGGCUGCAAAGCCCGCGGCUCUGGCUCCCCCAAUUAGAGCCAGAUGCUCCUCCCGUAAUUUUGAAAUUCAGUGGCAGCAUGAACUCUUCAACGAGGAUAUUCGCGCUGCGUUAUUACCAAUAUCAUUGGAAAAGGAGUACGCACUUCAGCAGGCUGGUGUUCCGUUGACGCUUUAUCCUAAGUCUGACAUGCUUCCAAUGCAACUUAAUAAGUUCAACGAUUACUCGGAUAUUCGCAUGCCUUCCAUGAAUCGAUUCAUCACGGAACUGGGCAAGCUUGCUACCUUGGAUAGACUUUUAGUGGAACUCAAAAAGGGCGGUCACCGCGUUUUGCUCUACUUUCAAAUGACUCGAAUGAUGGAUUUGAUGGAAGAAUAUUUGACUUAUCGUCAACACAAAUUCAUUCGACUUGACGGGAGUUCCAAACUUGACGAUCGUCGUGAUCUUGUUCAUGAUUGGCAAACAAAACCAGAAUUAUUUGUGUUCCUAUUAUCCACAAGAGCUGGCGGAUUAGGUAUAAAUUUGACUGCGGCUGACACUGUGAUAUUUUAUGACUCAGAUUGGAACCCGACUAUAGAUUCACAGGCUAUGGAUCGUGCACAUCGUUUGGGUCAAACAAAGCAAGUGACCGUUUACAGAUUACUCAUGCGUAAUACCAUUGAAGAGAGAAUGAGAGACAGGGCAAAGCAAAAGGAGCAAGUGCAGCAAGUCGUCAUGGAAGGUAAAGCUACUCUCAAGCUGGCAAAGCGCGACGAGGAGAAAGCCAAAAAGAAGGACGUUGCGUUUUUAUUGUUGGGUGAAGACGCUCCACUGGAUGAUGCAACGCUGUCUGGUACUGCUACACCUGUUGCAAGCAGAAGAUUGGAGGAGUUGUAUCAUGAAGGUGAAGGUCGCUUUCUGAACACGGGUACACCUGCACCAUGA
Molecule: messenger RNA, 3843 nt
Organism: Diutina rugosa
Lineage: Eukaryota; Fungi; Ascomycota; Pichiomycetes; Serinales; Debaryomycetaceae
Product: chromatin-remodeling ATPase
Exons: 1
Coding region: 1-3843 (1280 amino acids)
Biological process (GO): DNA repair
Cellular component (GO): Ino80 complex
Molecular function (GO): ATP-dependent chromatin remodeler activity; histone binding; DNA binding
Source: RefSeq, a predicted model, not a curated record